AUUUUGGAAUAUGUAUGAAUAUAGUGUAUAGUAACCUAUUUAUUUUUACAGACGAUGAAUCUUUCGCCGUUAGUAAGUCCGCCUAGACCGAUGCGUCUGAGUUUCCCUAUAGUGGGUCAUUAUGACAAUGUACCCGGAAAGCCACAUACUAAUUGUGUAAUGAGUGCGCGUGAGUUCGAAUCCCGCCAUGCGGACCAGGCGAUGAGCGACCUGCCGGCGGUGUUCUCCGAGGUUUACGCCGUACAGCGCAUGAGCAGCAAGGAAAUCAAUAGGCAGAAAGAGCUGCUAGAUCUGUGCAGGGCAAAGCUGGCUGAAGUGGCGGAGCGGAAUGCAGACAUAGAAGCGGAAGUUGGCUGCGUGCGUAACAAGAUGUUUAUGAAGGAAGAAUGGAUCAUGGAAACGAACCAGCGAAUCAAACAGUUGGAUUCAGAAAUCACGGCGCUGGUUAAAGCCCGGAUUAAUCAGCAGCUGCAAGUCGAAUUGGCGGAAGAGGAGACCGAACUUGAAAUCAGGAAGUUGCGUGCACAGUGUGAGAAAAUGUCUGCGCAUGCGCAUGAAGUGGACGAGUAUGAGAAACUGCAUUCACCUGUUUUUCGAGAACUUCAACAGGCGAAAGAGGAUUUAGACAAGUUAAGACUCAGAAAGGCGGCCCUAGAUAAGGACUCGGGGGAGACAGCACGCAUCCUCACCGGUACAGUUGCUAUGGAGAUCCGGUCGGAGGUCCGGGCGCUACAGGAGAGGCUCCGGUACACGCAAGCCGAGGCUGAAAACCUGCGUCAAAAGAUAGCGGACGAGCGCGCCAAGCAAGGUCAGAUACGACAAACUAUGAAGGUUCUGGAGAAGCGGAACUGCGCCCAGCUGACGCGUGUACGACGUCAUGUGAAGGCAGUCACUGACCUGAACUCACAGCGGCGCGCGCAGAACAACAAACUAAGGGCCAGUGUCGAUAACGUCGCGCGAAAACUGCAGGAUGCGUGCUGAGACACCUGCUGAGAUAUGAUGUCACGAGAUGAUGUUAGAAUGUCGUAAUGUGUGUUGGUUAAGGUUGUUGGUUUUUUGCGACGUUGAUACACGUGUUACAGACAACGAUCUGUUGGAAAAUAACUGUUUAAUAAAGGCUGCUUUUUAAAAAUAGGUUUCCUAAAUUGUAAGUGUUAAGUGUUCUAUGAGUUAUAUAUACAAAAUGUAAUUAUGUUAAGCAGUACGUUAUUCGGUUUCAUAAUAAAAUAGCAUCGUUAUUAAAAUGUUU
Dreissena polymorpha is the source of this 1249-nucleotide messenger RNA. RefSeq lists its product as uncharacterized. The record is from RefSeq and is a predicted model, not a curated record. Lineage: Eukaryota; Metazoa; Mollusca; Bivalvia; Myida; Dreissenidae. The transcript is spliced from 10 exons. The coding region runs from base 55 to 981 and encodes 308 amino acids.